Colletotrichum graminicola M1.001 is the source of this 1311-nucleotide messenger RNA. Its product is annotated as Pal1 cell morphology protein. The record is from RefSeq and is a predicted model, not a curated record. Gene Ontology annotation, cellular component: cytoplasm. The transcript has 3 exons. Lineage: Eukaryota; Fungi; Ascomycota; Sordariomycetes; Glomerellales; Glomerellaceae. The coding region runs from base 1 to 1311 and encodes 436 amino acids.
AUGGCACCAACACUUGACCCCAAGGCCUCGCCCACCGCCGAGGAGCUGUUUGACAGCCUGACUAUCGACGAUCAAAAGCAAUCGCGCCCCAGUGGAGGUCCAUCUUCGACGAACCGUCCUGACCAGCCUGGCCGCCGCGGCCCUCCGCCACCUGGACACCGCCCGUCGAGAUCCCAGGAAGAGGCCAUGAGACAGCGACGUCUCCAAGGCAGCAACGGUGGACCUCCCCGACCGUCUGGGUCACAGGCAUCGCCUCCACGUCGACCUCGGGAACGUCGACCGCGUAGGAACUCGGACUCGUCUGUCCUGAUUGACGUUGAAAAGCCCCUCACCGAGGAAGAGAAGAAGGCAAAGGAAGCCCGACGUCGUGAGAGAGAGCGCCGCGCCCGGGAAGGAAAGGAUAAGGACCCCAAGAAGCCCAGUCGCAGGCUUGACAUCAUUGAUCAAUUGGACGCCACCAGUAUCUACGGCACAGGAUUAUUCCAUCACGACGGGCCCUUCGAUGCGGCCAACCCGCACCGCAACCGCAAGGGCAGUCGACGCGCACCGAUGCACGCCUUCGCCAAAGACUCGCUGAACAUGUCGCUCGGCGGCUCCGGUCCGCUUAACAAGCGUCCCGAUCACGCCACUUUCUUGGGCAACAACGAUGGCGACGCCUCUGCUGAUUAUGCCACCGCCGCCGCGCGAAACGCCGAGCGGAAGAUCGACCCGGCUGUGUUCGACCCCAGAUCCCGCGGCUCUAUCGUGUACGGCGAGGAGUCGUUGGGUCUCGGCGCCUCGACGUUCCUCGAAGGUACUCCUGCAGCCCGUGCCGCAAUCCAGCGCACUCAGGCUGAGCAAGCUCAACAGACUGCUGCCGAGGGUCUCGGACGCAGCAAGUCAAUUGCCCAGCGUAUCCGUGGCAUCAAGCGAGAGCCGCGCGAGUACGGUCCUUCUGGCCGCAUCACCAACCCCGAAGGUGCCUACACUUCACGCAGAUCGCCUGACGGCCACGGCCCUGCCACUAGCGUCUCGUACACGGGCGAGCGGAACCCCUUCUUUUCAGAGUACGGAAAGGAGACAGAGACGAUUUCGGUCCGACGAAACGACGCCAAGUCGCCUGGUACCCCACCGCCAGUUCCUCGACGGGGCUCUGCUAACGGCCUCGAGCGCCGUGCUACGUCUGACGUUACCUCACCUACCGAGGAGGGACCUAGCAAGCCUUCUGGUGGCUUUCUAGCCAGAGUCAAGAGUCUGAAGGGUGGCGGCCGAAAACGUCAAGCUUCGGACGUUAUGGUACCACCACCCCCGGCGCCUGGAACUGCCGCCUAG